Manihot esculenta (cassava) is the source of this 597-nucleotide messenger RNA. RefSeq lists its product as uncharacterized. The record is from RefSeq and is a predicted model, not a curated record. The transcript has a single exon. The coding region runs from base 1 to 597 and encodes 198 amino acids. Lineage: Eukaryota; Viridiplantae; Streptophyta; Magnoliopsida; Malpighiales; Euphorbiaceae.
AUGGCUGUACAAGACAAGGAGUUCCUUCAAUGGCCCAGGCCUAUGAGAGCAGAAGCAAACCAGCGAGAUCCUGACAAAUACUGUCAGUAUCAUCAAACACACGGCCAUGACACCAACAACUGCUACCAGCUGAUCAGUGAGAUCGAAAGGCUGAUAAAGAGGGGGCACCUCAAGAACAUUGUGAAGAAGCCGAAAGGAGAAAGGCCUCGGCUGAACCCUGCAGCACAAACACCCAGGAGGGCGGGAGCAGGACCGGUAAACGAUGGUUCUAGUGGGACCAUCAACAUGAUUGUAGGAGGAACCGGAGGUCGGAUGAGUCGAAGGGGAAAGAAGAGAAGCCGAGAAAGGGAAAGCAACAAUGCCGAGGUCAUGCAGGUAAUUGAGCACUCUCCAGUAACCAUCACUUUCUCUCCGGAUGAUGCCCAGGGUGUUCAGAUGCCUCAUGACGACGCCUUAGUUAUUGAAGCCGUCAUCCACAACUACUGGGUUAAGAAGAUCUUGGUGGAUGACAGGAGUAAGGUGAAUUUACUGCCGUACAGGGUCUUCCAGCAGAUGGGAAUCCCCGAGGAGCAAUUGGUUCAGGACCAGGCACUUUAG